CUGCUUAAAGAUUAAUUGUCGCACGUUGUUCAACAACGAUAAACGAUGGUGUGUGACCCUAGAUGUAGGUUGAAUGAGGACAUCACGUGUCUUAGAAUGAUUAAUUGCUUCUAUCCUGACACCCCCUUUACUUCUGUGUGGUACGCCCCGGCGCUAUAAGCAGCCAAUCAACAAUGACCUGAGUGAGGUAACAGUAUGUAGUCCUACAUUAUAGUGACUACUGAACUAACAACACACCACAUGUGAAUAUAUGAAGAACUCACAGUUGAUAAUAACAUUUUCAUCAGUGCAGGUGAACUGCUGAGACGAGAUGAAUCUGUGUGUACAAGUUCUGUUGUUCGGCACUUUGUUGCCAGCGGUGUUGUCCGCCCGCAUCGUCCAUUUGGUGCCUCCGUACAGCCGAGGGAGUCACUUCUCGGUGGCGUCCCGAGUGGCCGAGGGUCUGGCGGACCGAGGGCACGACGUAACCAUGGUGUUACAAGGAGAGGGUUACAGAGGCGUCAGUCACAAAUACCGCGUGGAGAUGACCAAGUCAGCCUUCUCGGAAGACGCAAAGGAGGCCAACUUUCAGGACUUUCUGUCCCAGACCCUCGCUGGUCAGUACGACUCCGACAUGGUGUCCAAACUCUUCGGACACAUGGCGGACGAAUGCCAGGCCAUGCUGAACGACAAGGACCUUUUCCAGGCCGUAAAUUCGUCCAUGUUCGACCUUGCAGUGAUCGACCCGUUCAACUUCUGCCCGUACAUCUACGUCCAGCGGCUGGGCGUCCCUUUCGUCGUGUUGGACGCCACACCGGCGUUCUUUAGCGGCCGUAACGCCUACCUGCCCUCUCCGCCGACCUACGUGCCCGCCCUGUCCUCCCAGCUCACCGACAAAAUGGACCUACUGGGUCGUCUGAAGAACACGCUGCUGGGGCUGGUGUCGUCUGCCAUGGACUCCUACAUUCUGUCACUCUUCGAUAAUCUCCGGCUGGUCCACGGGAUCUGUCCUGACCUUCCCUUCCCACAGAUGAUGAGCCGGGCGGAGUUUUGGAUGUUCCAGUCGGACGUGGCGCUCGACUUCCCCCGGCCAACCAUGCCGAACGUGCAGUUCGUCGGAGGCCUGACAGCUCGGCCGGGAAAACCUUUACCUCGGGAACUGGCAGAAUUUAUGGAAGACUCAGAAGACUAUGGCGUCGUGGUGGUGUCCUUUGGCUCGGUCAUCGACCACAUCCCCGACCGGGCGCUCCUGGAGAAGCUUGCGGGCGGUCUCGCCAGGCUGCCCCAGCGGGUCGUCUGGAAGUUCACGGGCGUGCCACCGUCCAACCUCGGCAACAACACAAAACUCAUGGCCUGGCUGCCGCAGAAUGAUUUACUAGCCCACCCUUACACCAAGGCCUUCGUGACGCACGCGGGAAUUAACGGGCUGUACGAGGCGCUGUACCACGCCGUGCCGGUGGUCGGACUGCCCAUGUUCGCCGACCAGUUCGACAACAUGGCCCGCAUGGCGGGGAAGGGCAUGGGGAUCACGCUGGACAUCUGGAACCUCCAGCCUAAACACCUGGCCGCAGCUGUUACCAGAGUCAUCCAAGACAAACAGUAAGCACAUGCACAUGUAAUGGUUUUACCACAUCAUAUCACAUAGUUAUGCUGAAGCAGCAAUUGACACAACAUUCCGUAAAGCAUUUUUUUUUUCAUUAAAAGUCACACACCUGCAAUAUGAAACGCCAUCUACUUGUCCAAGCUAAAAGACCAGUAAAACAGAUGGAAAUUCUUACUCAAGCUACUGGAUAGUUUUUGAAAACUAUUCAGAUGGUUUUCGUCAGUGACUUAUUGUGUAACUUAUUACCCUGUAUGUCUAAGCUUCAUGGAGGUGACCAGUAAAUACACUGAAUGGUACUUUGCAAAGAAUUCUUCAAAGAAAACUUUAAAACUUUCUGUAAUUGAAGUUUUUUUUCUAUCACAUAUAUAAUGACAGAACGUUUUCCUA
Branchiostoma belcheri (Belcher's lancelet) is the source of this 1969-nucleotide messenger RNA. RefSeq names its product 2-hydroxyacylsphingosine 1-beta-galactosyltransferase-like. Bases 311 to 1582 code for a protein of 423 amino acids. The record is from RefSeq and is a predicted model, not a curated record. Gene Ontology annotation, molecular function: UDP-glycosyltransferase activity. Lineage: Eukaryota; Metazoa; Chordata; Leptocardii; Amphioxiformes; Branchiostomatidae. The transcript has 4 exons.